CCCCCCUUCUCUUUAUUUCAAGAAAAGUGUAAUUUAUAUUGUGUUGUUAAUGUUAGGUUUGGGGUUAUUUUCUUGUCGGUGUCAUAUUCAACUGUACAGAAUAUUCUUAGACGGAAGAUAACUAAAAAAACUAAGAAGACACAGUGCUUACGUUUAGGAGCUGAUGAUCAGGAAGCAAAACCAAAAAUUACAUUAUAAACAUGUUAAUAUUAAUAUUAAGAAGGACCAGGACCAGGAAGAAAAUUAUUUAACUUGUGUAAUUUUAGUUUGUGGAAAUUCACAACUUAUUAUUUGCGAUUCAUUGAGUAGGCCUACUACUAGCAGACACUCUCGCAACAAGGUUUUCACUUUAUGUCUUGUGAUUAAGAAGGUAGUUAUAAGGCAGUCUUUUUUGUAUUUGUACUCUUACUUUAUUUAUAAUUAUAGGCUUACUACUAAAACUAAUUGCUAUCACUAAUUAAAUUGGAAAAUCUCAUUUAAAUUUGUUUGUUUUCUUUAGUUAAGCUUGAGUUAUUUUACCAUAUAAACUAUUUUUAUAUUCAAGAAGGCUACAUCCACCCCCCAUUUAUUUUCACCAGCAUUCACAUUUCUUACACUUGUCUGGGGUUGACAAUUACUUACUAUGGCCUGGUAUCUAGCUGUGUUAAUAAUGCUGACAUUUGCUGGCUUGCCAACUGGUAAGAAAUUAAAUUAUCAUUUAAAAUUUUUUAAAUUAUAAUAUAUGAGUUUCUUUAGCAAGAAAAAGAAAUUUUGUCAGUAAAACAUAUUAGAAAUAAAUUUAAAAUUAUAUGUUAUGUUUUAAAAAUAACUUGUAAGUGGUUUUAAAAAAGGGAAUUAAAAUGUAUACCUAUUCUUAAUAUUGAUUUUAAUUUGAAAAAGAAGUGAGAUAUAACUUUAAUUGAAAUUAUUUUGGAACCUUAACUAAACUAAAAUAUAGUUGAUAAAAUGAUUUAUAUAAAAUUUUACAAAUGAAAAGAAUUUCCUAAGAAUAAGUAUAUCUACUUUUUUAUGUAAUUUCUAGCUCAUAUGUAAUCUAUGUAAGAUAUAAUUUUAACACUAAAUUCAAUUGGCCUAUUAAUCAAUUGUUUUAAAUAAUUCAUUACCCAUUUGUCUUUUAGCUUUCAAACACAACUCAACAUCAUCUACAAACACAUUUGUUUGUUAUUAUAUGGCCACAUCAUUCUUCCCUGCAACCCAAGUACCAGCUGACUUAUGCACCCACAUAAUUUAUUCCUAUGGAAUAGUGAGCCCCAAUGGAAUCCAGCCAAUAUCUUCAGCAGAUCUUCAAAAUUACAAGUAAUAGUCACUAACCAUGUGCUGGCUUGAACCAGUCUGCUUUAUUUAAUUUUGUUUAUUUAAAGUGGUUCUAUAAAUUUAAAUAAUUUUUUUUUUAUCAUCAAAGGGUUAAAUGGAAAACUGGUUAACUUUAUGCUUUAACUUUUUUUUUUAAAGUUUGCACUAAAUAAAUUAAUUAAGCUUUUUCUGCAUGGAGAUAUAGUUUUAAUUUAAUAGACUUCCUUGAAGAAUGUCAUAUAGUCUAUCAUAUUUUAAUUAUCUAAAAUCUACAGAACACUUGUUCAGUUAAAAAAGAACAAUCCAAAUUUGAAAGUUCUGUUGUCCCUUCAACCUGGUUUUGAGUCUGUUGUGAGUGCUGGGAGCGAUGUAAUGAAGAAGUAAGCAUAUACAAUAUUAUAACAUUAUAAAAUUUGAUUAGCAAUUUUGUUUAUAUUGUGCAAAGACAAUUUAUUGGAACUUAUUUCAACUCUUAAGAAAGGCAUUUGGUAAGGAAUAACAACAGGAUAAGAACAUGACUGGUGGUGCACAAAGCAGACAACUGCAGUACUUCAUAAAAUUGUACAAAUAAUGUUCAUAUCUUAUCAGUGUCAAUAACUAGCAGCAGUGGGGACAGAUGGAAGGUCAGACAUUUCUUCUAAAAUGCAACUGUAUAUAGAAAUAAAAUGAAUUAUCUACAUUGCUUUUAUUGUUUGCAUGAUGAAUGAUUAUUAUUAUUGUUUUUGCAGGUUUGCCAAGCUGGCUGUUUCUUUUUUAAGCAACUAUGGCUUUGAUGGCAUUGAUCUUGACUGGGAGUUUCCAAAAUCAAAAGAUAAAGAGAAUUUUAAAUUAUUUAUCCAGGUAUUAUCCUAUAACCCUGUUGUUUUCCUAAAAUAAAUUUAUAUAGCUAUAUCAAAAUUUAUUUGGUUUUAAAAAUAAUCUUCCAUUGAACUUCAAAUGAUUGUCACCAUUUUUUUCCUGUACCAUAUUCAAUUGAUUUGAAAACUUCUUUUUUUUUUACAAAAAAAAAUAGAUAUUGUAUGCUGAAACUAGACCAGUCAAAAUGCUUAUGUCUGCUGCAUUACCAAAUAGUAUCAGUGCAUUAGGUGGCUAUGAUGUUCCAACAUUUGCAAGGUAAAUUUCAAGUGAUGACUCUAAAUCAUUUUAUUUUAAUUUCACUUAUAUCCAUGAGUAUCCAAUGAUUAACAAAUAUCAUUAUACUUAAACAAUACCAGUUUUUUAACAAAACCCUGUAUAUUAAUGUCAGUUAUGUUUUUUUAUGUAAUAAGUAAUUUAUUUCAGUGGUCUAUAAAAAUUUUGGUUACAAUUUACUUUCUGAAGUGGAAUGCUACAUUCAAAAAAGAUCAAUUAGGUUUAUCGCAUAAAAAGCUUAAUUUCUCUAAAACAAAAGUUAAACAAUUAAUAAGUAUAAGAAUUAAACACAUUGUUUAUAAACAUUUAUUAGUAAACCUAUCUGCAAUUGAUUAUUAAUGUUAAUAAAAUCACUAAAUUUGUAUGCAACGUAACCACAGUCAGUUUAAAAGACUAAUAUCAAACUUACACUAACAAUGUUAUUUUUUUUAGCGCUAUGGACUUCAUGACAGCAAUGACUUACGACUUUCAUUUAUUUAUAAAAAAUAUCGACAACACAACAGGCUAUAACAGCCCUUUGUUUACACCAAAAGGAGAACCUAAACUAUUUUCUAUGGUAAAUUUGACUGCAAAUAUUAGCAAAACUUUUUUACACUGGUACACUACUUUAAAAAAAAUUUAAAUAAAGGGUGAAUAAUAACUGUAAUCAAUUAAUUUUUAAGUUGUGAAUGAAAACAUAGGACACUUAAUCUCUAUUUUAAAUUCUUUAAAAUGUUUGUAUUUUAUCUUUAUUAUUAUUAUGUUUGUCAGAGAAAAUAUAAACAAUCUGUUUUAAUGAAUAACAGUUGAGUUGCACUGAAAAUAAUUUAAGAUUUAUAUUGCUCAAUAAUACUUUUGCAAUUCAUUUAUACAAGAAUAUUAAAAGAGUUAAAGACAUACAUGUCAACCUGUAGGUUUACUUUGUACAGUUUCAUUUGAGAGGUUGUAUCCGUUUGCUGAGGUGUACAGCUGUACAGACUUUAGUAUGGGUUUUCAAUAGAUUUAGAAAGGAAACAUUUAUGCACAAGGCACAAUAAAUUAGUGUUGCACAACAAGAAGUUAAAAUCUAUAUAAAUUUAGAAAUGGAGAUCAGUUCAUUGAUAUCAUUCAUUUUAAGACUAAGACAGUGAAGUACGGUAGUAACCAAUGUUCCCUUUAAGCUGCGUUGCUGCGCAGCUAACUCACAGAUGCUGGCAACAGUUUUGAGUAUCCGCGCAGCAAAUUUCCAUGUAAGUGUGUGUUUUUAAUUUGGGCUGUAAAAUUUUGCACAAACAAAAAAUUUAUGCUGUAAAACUUUGCCCACAACUGGACGAUUUUGCAUACGAACCAGCAAACCUUAGAGGGAACAUUGGUAGAAACUACUUUGAGUACCAUAGUAAUCUAUAAUUACAAAUAUUUAUUUUUUUUGUAAUUCUUUACAAGAACUUCAGUGUUAGUAAAUGCUUUUUUCCAUUAAAUAAUUAAAUGUAUUUAAUAUUACUAUCAAUGACUAGCAUUAGUGAUUAUUCCCAUUUAUUGACUACUGCAUGGCUUAAUUUAACAUGUUAAAGCUUUCAUAAAACUAAAAGUGGGUGGUAUUCACUGUACUGUUAUCUUCUUCAUUGUAUAAGUGAAUGUUAUUAAGAGCCGAAAUCAAUGAGAAUUGUAGAGUAUAUAGCUUACUAUACUAUAUUCUUUUAUUAUUAUUUUUUUGACACCAGCUGGAAACGUCCUAUUAACAUUUUAUAUCCACAUAAUAGAGUUAAAAAAAACUUCUAUCCUUAUUACAUUUUGUCUAAUUAAAUCUUCAAUGCUACAAAAUUCAUUAUUUACAAAUUAUUAUUGAUCUGGUAGACACAAAAAACUGUGACUUAAAACAAGUUAUUUUCAUUUUUAAUAUGUUGCUUUACAGUUUUUAAAUCUUUUUAUGCAUAUUUUGAAUCCACCAGAUUCUAAUGUAUGGGUAAAGAGCUAUAUAAAUUUGGAAUAUAUAGACUAAUAAUUUUUACUUAGAAGAUUUUAAUUAAUUCAAAUAAUUAUGUUAUUUUAUUUUAAACUAUUUAUAGAAUUUGAUAAUAUGAUUUUAUAAUGUGGUUAAUUCAAUCCAAUUUGUUUUUACAUUUUUACUGUCCCAUUUUUUCAUUUAGAGUGCAGUGCUUAGCUACUAUUUAAAUGUAGGUUUUCCGUCAAACAAACUCUUAAUGGGGAUUUCAACUUAUGGUCGCUCAUGGACUCUCACAGAUGCAGCAAAGCAUGAUCUGCAUGCGCCUGCAAAAGAUAAAGGACUGCCUGGACCUUACAGACACCUCCGGGGUGUUUAUGUAUACCCUGAUGUGAGCAUUAUUAUGUUGUUUUUUUUAUGUUUAUCUUAGGUAAAAUAUCUUUUACGUUUUAAGAAUUUACAAGUAUUACUUUAACGCAGAAGUAAUAAUAAGAUUCAGAAUUCAUUUAAAGGUUAUAAUGCUUUUAAAAUGGUUCACUUAUUUGACUUUACAAAUGCAUUUUUUGUUUAAAAUGAAAGGUUUGCGUGGCACUGCAGCAAGGCGCAAAAUCGGUGAUUGAUGAUACAAAUGGUGCAGCAUACCUUUACAAUGACACAACAUGGGUGGCAUAUGAUGAAAAAGCAACAAUAUUGAAAAAGGUAGCAUAGCAUAGUUAUAAGGGCAUAGAUUUUUCAUAAUGUUGAGAUUGAUCUGAUUUAAUGGGUCUCACAAUUUGUGGGGUUUUUUUUCCUAUUCUAUAGUUGAUGUAAGCUAUUUAGAAAUGUCUAUUGUGUAAAGAGGUAGAAAAUCAACCAUUGAUACAAAAUGUUCAUUCAACAAAAUUUAAUUCCAGAUGACAGAUCUCCAUUUUUGUUGGUACAAUUCAGUUUAAACAGCGAUAAUAACUUACCGUAUACAGUGUAUGGGUUGCACCAGGAAAUAGGUGGCACCCUUAGUUGGGGUUGUUUACGUGGGUAUUUAUGGGUGACCUGCAUAUAGGUUGAGACCUUAGUUUAGGGGAGUUACAUAUUGCCUUUUUUUUUAACGUAAAUAAAUCUAAUAUUUUUUAAACAGACAUGACAAAAAUGUUUUCAUAAUAGGAACAAGAAAAACUCACAAAAAAACAAUGUUCGCAAAACCAUGUAAUCUUAAUAUUAUUUUUUAUAUGGAUUUCUCUCUGCUCCAGCAUAAGCGAAUGCAAGGGAGAAAACGAUUCUCCGACUAUUGUUUAUUCAUUAGUCUUAUAUACGGAUAACUCAUUGUUCUUAGCAAUAUUAGAAUUACUUUUAAGUCCUAAAUAAUCUUAUGUGGACAAGUUGGAGGGAGACUGAUACUUGAGAAAAUCAGGUCAUGAGAACUACAAGUCUGGUACAAGCAUUGAACAAUGCCUGAGAGGAAGCUUAAGAAAAAUUUCCGAAGGACAAGGCCAAAGAAAAAUCUAAAGAAAAGGGACAAUAUCUGAAAAGAUACAAAUAGUAGAGGUUAUUAAUGUCCUGACUAACACCGAAUUACACAGCUAACAAUAAACAUUUUAAAUAACUCUGUGAUUACAGGCUGUGACAAAAUAUAUACUUAACUAAGACUAGAGUCGUACAUGUUAUAUAUACUUAUACAAAUGGCAAUCAAAAUUAUAUUAUCCUAAUAAUGUUUAACUCAUUCCCUCCUGCAAUGCUACUUCCGUAUUUAAUUUAUUUGCCUGAGAAAGGGAAGUAACCCCGUUUGGAAAUUGUUUACAUUUUUUUAAAAAUGUAUUUAAGCUACUAAAUAUUAUUUAAUGUUAAUGAAUUAAGAACAAAUGCAACAAAAAAUUAAUAAGGUUUAAUAUAAAUAUAACAUUAGCGGGGAAAAAAUAAUGAACAAUGACCAAAAAAUCGAUUUUCGGCACCUCGGACGAACACAUGCUACAUAAAGACGCGCCGUACUAAAGCACACGUAGUUUUAAAGCGAAACAAGAUAAAAACUUCCGGUUUUUAAAUUAAAAUCACGCUGAACCACGCCAUCGCCGGAAGUCUCGAGGGAUGCGAGAUUUCAUUGCUAUUUUUAAAUAGAUAUGAGAGAGGUGUGUCGCUAUGCGCCGGGACGCAUUUGGACGCAUCCGGCGAAUCCCGAAAAGACGCAUUUAGUCGCAACCGUCGGGAAUGAGUUAAUUAUAAAAGAAAUGUGGCAGUGUUUAACUUGUAGCACGUACACCGUCUCACAAUGAGAAUCAGUAUGAGAUGUGAGGGCUAACAUAAAGUUCUAGAAAUUACUAUUGUACUGUUAUCCAUCAUGUAUGGUGUCUAUGUAAGAUGCAACUAUAGCAGGACAGCUACUGCACUACAAUGGUAUAAAGUAUGAGAACCUUCAGUUAGAUACUUGUAUCAAUCAAUCGUCUUUUUUAAGUCUAAUAUAACUAAUGAAGAGAAAUCUUCUUUAGGGAUGCAACUAAAACUUUGAAACAAAAACUCAUUUUAAAAAAUGAAGCGCGCACUAUAAAUAAGGAUGUGCGGACAGACUAGAGGGCAUGUAAGUCAUACCCCGAAAAAGAUGGUCUAUUAAUUGCCUUCUGGCAGAUUUCCUGCAGUAAAUAAACAAUCCCCCGAAGACUCCAACCCGAAUUAAAGUCAAAGUUCCAGAACAAAACACUAAAGACUUAUGGGUUAACGUUUUGUCUCGGGCAUCUAAGAUAAACUUUUAUAUGUAAAUAAGUUAUUAAAAUGCUUUUUAAGAUAUUUUUAAAUAGAAGGGGUUGGGAACCACAUGGCUGAAUGUGAAAACUCCCUUAAUUACUUAAUAUUACAAUAUCCUCUAAAGCAGGCCUGCAUAACAUACGGCCCGCGGGCCACAUAUCACCAGCACCCACUUUGCGGCCCGCGAAGUAACGAAAUAUUUUUUUAUUCUUAUUAUUUUCUUAAUAGCUUUUCCCAUGACCUUUAUUCUUUUGGCCCGCAGAAGCCUUGUCCUACUUUCUUUUGGCCCGCACUUUGCGGCACGUGAAAUAACGAAAUAUCUUUAUUAUUAUUAUUUUCUUAAUAGCUUUCCCCCCUGUCCUAUUAUCUUUCGGCCCGCACAAUUUUUUUAUAAAUUACGGCCCGCACAAGUUUUUCAUAAAGUAUUACUGCAAGCACAAGUUUUUCAUAAAGUUUUUUAUUAAGCCCCGCCUUAAAUUCUGAGUUGUGUAGGCCUGUUCUUUACAAUUUAAUCAUACUGGUUUUAUUUAUAGUUUUCAUCCAAUUUAAAUUGAUCUCCAUCAUUACAUAUUAUUAUAUUCACAAUUUAAAAAAACAUCAUUGGACUUCAAAUUUCUCCUUUUUUUUUAGCUGGCUUGGAUGAAAUCUCAAUCCCUAGGAGGAGUAGGAGUUUGGGCUAUGCACCUUGAUGACAACACUGGAGUCUGCAAAUUAGGAUCCUUUCCACUUCUUAAUGCUAUCAAGUCAAAUCUUUGAGAACCAGUAUUUUAAAAAGUUUUUUAUAUAUUUAUUCAGAGAUGCUUAAGAUUAGGCAUUCGAUACAAGACCUAGGCAAGAAAUCUCAUCAUUUGCUGGUCUUGUGAUGGAAAAAGUUACCAUCACUUGACACCUUUUUAAAGAAGAAUAGACUAAGGUUUUUUUUUCAAGUCAUUAGUUGUUUUAAAUAGCCUACUUUUCAUUUUGCACUAUUUAAAUGCCCAUUUAUAAAUAUUUUGCUCUGCAUAUAUAUUAAGGAGUUACAAACUUUUAAAAUUUAAAUGUUUUUUUUGUAUUGUUUUAUCAUAACAGAGGUUAUUUUUUCAAAUGUGCAUUAAAAAAUCUUUUUAUGUGUGUGUUUGGAGAUGGAAAAUCUAUGCAAAUUUGUACAUUUUUUGUCUAUGAUAGAGAAAUCAUCUGAAAAUGGGAGGAAGCCUAUGCUGGUAAUAGCAUCAUUAUGCAAGGGAAUAAUUUAUUAAAUAAACAAGCUUUUGAGUAAUAAAUCUCUGAAAGUUAUUGCCAAGUAAACCACCUACGCCUAGCUUAUUGAUAAUAAAAUCAGUUGAAACAUAAUUAGCAAUUAGAGAAAGUUAUGACCCAGAUGAUUUAAAUGUAGACCUACUUGUUGAAGCUGAUGUUUCAAAGUAGGUUAAGUCAAUCUUCCAUGUUUAAUGAAAGUAGCUGCCUCGUUUAUUUUGUGACAAGUGAUUUCUUUUGAGUAAAUAUUUUCCAAAUUAAUUAAUUUUAAUUUAAAUUGAGAAGCAAGAAGAUGAACAAACAUGAUUGUGUUCCUUUGUUGUUUUUUUAAAACAAUUAUGUAAAUAAAACUAUUCAUGAUUCA
Messenger RNA from Lymnaea stagnalis (great pond snail), 8630 nucleotides. NCBI's taxonomy places the organism in Eukaryota, Metazoa, Mollusca, Gastropoda, Lymnaeidae. The record is from the annotation of a GenBank genome assembly.